AGUUGUGCUCCGUUGCUCAAGAAGUGCUGGUCGAAACCGCAGUUCGUCGCGCGUUUGAUGAUCGUUCGCCUUGCUUUGUUAUUUUUGAUUGGCCGGUUGCAUAGUAUUGCUUCUUACAUUCGGUUUUUUUUUGUGGCUUUCCAUGGGAGCACAAUACUGAGAAGAGAGCUGAAGUUGGAUAAUCCAACGAUCAAGCGAGUGCCUUAUGGUAGAUGCCGUUUCAGGAUUUGAUGGUUGGAGGAGAUAUGGGAAAAAAUAUUAACAAAGCAUCAAGCAGUGUUGAAAUGUGUGAUUGAAAAAUAGAAUAAAUCAGAAGAGCAAAGGAGAAGUGUGGUAUUUUGUAAAGCGGAUCGUUGAAAAGAAAAGUGAUCGCCCGAGUGUAACUGCACCGAAAGAGGAUGUUGAUUCGUGUUAGCAAUAAUCAGCCGGAGAAGAAGAGUCAAGGUAGCGCAAACAAAAUUGCUGACGAGAGCUCUGAGUACAGUGAAGUGUAGUGCAAAUAUUUUCGUUGAAUAAUUUCAUCCUGUCUACUGACGACGACGACGACGCCGCCGACGGUAUAUCAAUUGAAUGCUAAUAUUGAGUGAUUUGAGCUUCAAUGUGCAUGCUAAUGUUCGUGGACUCAAAGUGAACGAGAUCUUUGAUUGAGAGUGAUCUUAGUACUUGCUGACGUCACAUACACACACUCCAGGCAGAGUAGAGUCGUAGUAGGCGUCGAAGAUCGGAAUCUUUAGGGUGUCGACGUAAUCGCGAAUGAGAGGGAGUAGGUACAUAUGUACUUCAUUCCACCUAGCGAAAACAUCAACAACAAUCAUCAUUCAUCGGGCAAAGCUCUGCUCCGAGAGGCAACACGUUGAGAUCGUUAGUUCGGUUCGAUCGUCAUCAGAUGCUCCUACCACCCCUCCGACCGAGUCACGCUUAGUCAGCGCCCGAGAGUCGCACCCUACCUUGUGCCCGUAUUCCGUUUCGUCACGCAAGGGUUCGCUGCGAGAGCUAGUUGGUUUCAGAUCCCCCCAUUGAAUCAGUUCACCUGCGGCACGGUCAACGGCUCCGGAUCUUGCGAGUUGUCGUUUGGUGAGACGUCUUCGGGUGGAGAGAGAAAGGGAACGGCAGCGUGCUGUUUUAGAGACUUGGGACCCUCCUCGGUGGCGCAAAAACCGGUUGGGUCGUCUCUGACGAGCUGACCUCUUCUUCGUUGCCUUUGCUUCAGCAGCGCCGGACUGGUUCAUUCAAGCAGAUAUACCUAGGUGGUAACAAGCGCGAAGAACCGCCACGGCACACACACACACACACACAUAGAGUGAAUGGGUCAUUUGCAAAGCGGAUCUUGUGCGCUACGAUAAAUAUUACACGGAGAAAACUGCGACUGAAAGACGAGACACAGAAAGUUCCUAUUUUGCUAACGAAGGAGUUUAUAGGAGGAGGAUUAUAUUUAUUAGACCGGCUGAGAGAUUGGAAGAUGCUUAUCACCACUAACUACAGUCAAAAGCAAUACCUGGACUCACUAUGCGUAACCGAAGCCGAGGACUCCAGCUACGACAGCGACUGCGACGGAGAUGACCUCUCACACCAGCAAGUGUCCCGGACUACCAGUGACACGCUGGGCCAAGAGUUUGCCGAAUAUGUCAGUCAUUCGCCAUCGUCGGUGACGGUAGUGGACUCCCAGCAGCUGGACCGAUCGCCCGGAUAUACCCAGCGCGUAGAAUUUGCACUUAAACUAGGUUACACGGAACGGCUAGUCCAGGCGGCACUGCAGCGACUUGGUCCCAGUCCUGCCCAGAAUGAGCUGCUUGCUGAGCUGAUCAAGCUGGGAUCGCAGCCCGGAGCCAAGGGUUCCGGUGAGUUCAGCGUCGACGGUGGUCUCAGUGAUUCACUGUUGAUAACGUCGUCGGAAUAUGGAGCACCGCCCGGAACGGGGAGUAACACUCAUGCGAUAAUCGGUGGUAGUAGUGUCAGUGCCAGUGAAGAAUCUCUUCGUCCAAUAGUGAUAGAUGGUAGCAAUGUGGCCAUGAGUCAUGGCAAUAAAGAAGUGUUUUCGUGUCGGGGCAUACGGUUAUGUGUGGAUUGGUUCAAGAAUCGAGGGCACAAAGAUAUUACGGUGUUUGUGCCCAAGUGGCGCAAGGAAAGUGCCCGACCGGAUAAUCCAGUCAAGGAUGGUGAAAUCCUGAACGAGCUGGAGAAGGAACGAAUGUUGGUGUUUACUCCUUCGCGAUUGGUGGGUGGCAAACGCAUGGUGUGCUACGACGAUAGAUAUGUUCUAAAGCUCGCUGCCGAGAACGACGGCAUCGUGGUAUCGAACGAUAACUACCGUGAUCUGGUGCAGGAGAGUUCCGAGUUCAAGAAGGUGGUCGAAGAACGGGUGCUGAUGUACUCGUUCGUGAACGAUCGCUUCAUGCCACCGGAUGAUCCCCUCGGGCGAUCCGGGCCGACGUUGGACAACUUCCUACGGGUGCAGCCACGCAAAGGCGAUCCUCCUCCGCCGUGUCCGUACGGGAAAAAGUGUACCUAUGGGAACAAAUGCAAAUUCUACCAUCCGGAACGGGGCAGUAUGCCGCACAAGUCCGUCACGGAACGACUGUCUGAAUAUGCGGCUCGCCACUUACAGGCUCGGAGUUGUGGCAGCUCAGACGGCGGCGGAGGUCCAGCUUGCGGUGGCCGAACCGUGGUGCAAGGCAAAUCGCUCAGCGUACCCUUGUCGAACAGUAGCAAUGAAACUAGUCCAAUCAAUGAUAAACGGAAAGCGUUAUGUCGUACCAGAUCCAACGUUCCACCAGAUACGGGCAGUAGUACUAGUAACAGUAUGUACGGAGUAAACCCUGGUGAUCAGUUGCAGCAACAACAGUUGCAGCAAUCUCAGUCGUUGCACCUCCAGCAGCAUCCGUUCAUGCCAACUCCCAACCGAUCCAACUGGGACCUUUCGCCUCUCUCGCUGCCGCACAAUUUAGUCGAUUCGCAAAUCUUCCCUAAAUCUCAUAGUAUAGAAAAUAUUUCCAAGGAGACGUACAAUCAGCUCCAUCAUUCGAAUAGUUACAGUGCAUCACUGUGGAAUCGGCAGCAACAGCAGCAGCAGCAGCAGCAGCAACAACAACAAGCACAACCAUCGCAACAUCAACAACAACAACCAGUAGAUCCAUGUGAUCGUAGUCUAGUAGAUCCUAGUGUAAAUCUACAUCGUAAGCUGCAGCGUCAGUUGACGCUAAAUCCGGCCGGAUGUGACCCUCGAAUCUAUCAGAUGCAGCGGAACGUCAAUCAACAGCAACAGCAGCAGCAGCAGCAGCAACCUCAGCACCAUUCUGGAACUGCAGCGUUGCAACUGUCUCCCCAUAGACCGUUGGCUCCUUCGUUGAGCGGAGGAGCCCGGCCGAACCCGGCCGCCCAUUGGGAUUUACAUCAGAACGUAACCCGCAUCGCUUCGGCGCCGGAUCCAUCCCGCCCGUGGCACACCGGUCCACCACCGGCGUCGUCCUCAGAACCACACAUUAACCUGUGGCCGCCGCCAUCGCAACAGGCGGGCAAUCAGGGUUCCGGUUCUGGUUCCGGUGUGAUUGGUCCACCUCAAUCCGCGUCACAAGCCCACCAGCAGCUGCAGGAUCAACGGCGCCGGCUGCACUAUCAUUUGGCCAGUAUCUUCCCCGAAGAGCAGGUGCAAACCGUGAUGCAGAUGUAUCCUGACGAAACCAACCCGCAAAAGAUAUGCGCCGCCAUACUGGCCAUGUUUCCGAAGAUGUAAGGUCCAGUAUAAGUCAAUAUUCUACCCGUUUGUAGGUGUAAAUAUUGUUACCUCGUUCGAUCUUGCGGACCUUGGUUUUAGAGGCGAGACUCUGUUGAUGUUUUCGUAAUUAUUGUCUUUUAGCGGAAACGGCGUACUGUGUCGUUUCCUUCGAUCUUUCCUGUUAUGUGCCUUGUGUUUAGAGGGGCACGAACAUUGUCUGUUUUUCUGUACUACGUUAAGAUGAAAUACUCAGCCAGUGUUAGAGAAGUCUAAAACAACACUUUGAAUAUUUUAGGUGCCAAAAAUCUAUUCCUCUCCCAACACACACUCACACAAAUAAGCAUAUUAGCGAACCAAAUGAUGGAGCAAGCAUUGUUCAAACUGUCGCUUCCAGUCGUUGAGAGAAUUCCAAUUUUAUAGAGAAAAAAAAACUAAACACUAACAUUUUUAUGAAAACUGAAAUUCUUCUAUUUAAGAGUCAGCAAAUCUAAUCUCAACCAUCUUUAAUAACUCUAGCACAAUUUUUUUCCCCUUUACAUAUAGCAUUUUCUUUUUUAAACUAUUUACCAUUUAUUUAGUUGUAUUAUUCCUAACCUCCUUUUUAGAUGCACAUAACUAUUAUCGACUAUUUAAUCGUUACAUGUUAGUUCUGUUUUUACAUAAUUUUCGUUGACUUUAUUGAUUACUAGACAUCUUUCCUCCCAUUUUCACCUUUUAUACAACAUCUCCGAGGCUUUCAAAUCUAUACCUCUUACCACACACGUAAAGCCCUAUAUAAGCAUUUUAGAAUUCUAACAUCCUAAAUAACGUUCCCAUUUCAGCCUUGGGUUUAAAAAAUUGUAGCAUGGCUUCAAAAUAGGGACACCCCUCAUUUCUGAAUGCACAUUGGUCCGACGAGCAACAGCUAGCAUUAUAACCAAUUACGACACUAUUAAACGAAACGACACAAGUUUUAUCAAUUUUCCAGAGUUCGAAAAUUCUGCCAGUAGAUGGAGACGGUAAAAGAUCCCAACCCUCCGGAAACAAUUCCGUGUAACUUCAUAUUGAAGCACUUUUGUUGCGUGCAGACUCGUGAUAAGCAUACCUACUUACUUAUGUACAACUACUACUAUUACUACUUCUACUACUACUAUUACUACUACCAAGCAUAACACGAUAUGACUGUUUUCCUCUAAUUUGAUUCAAUGGUUCGGUUGUGUAAAACGUCAAACUUACUAUCAUUAUCAUCGUCAUCAUCAGUAUUGUUCUCGCUGUUCUAAAGAUAACGGUAUUUCGAAAUUUGAGCAUGCGACCUUUUAUUUCCAAUGAAAGUCUCUCCGUAGCCUUUCGGUAGCUUCUUACGGGGAUCGGUGUUGCUCUAUUAUUAGAUAGUAGAAGCAUUUUAAAAUCGAUAGGAAGUAGAAUUACAUACAAAGCAGCUCGAACAAACUGUUUCUUCCUUUCUUUCCGAAACGAUUGUUAACAGCUAAAGAGUUAGACACAAACAGAAAAAAAAACAAAACAAACGAGAAACCACACUUCAACCCUACCAGUGUAUUCAAGGACAAAAACUUACCGUUCAACAAUUACUACAACUACUACUACUACCACUACAUUCUGAUAGUUUGGGAACUUUUAAUGUUAACAUACCCUUUACUCUACUACAGUACCAUUAGAGACGCACAGAAGAGUAGUGGAACAAGGGCCGACGAUAUGGGUUUAUAAAAAAACACGGUUACAUAUGACAUAGGAAAACACAAACAAAUAUAAGAAAAAGAAUAAGAAGAAUAUCACCACAAGCGAUAAAGGAAAGUGAAAGUAAGUCGAAAGAGAAAGGAAGAAUGGAGAGAAGUAGGGAAACAUUCUUCAACAAACAAACAAACAAACAUGCUAUGCAUACGAAAGCGUAAAAUUAUAAUAAAAAUUUGAAACAUUACUUAUAACAACACAGACAUGAGGAAGAGAGAAAGAUGAGUUUAAAAAAUAUACAAGGUACAUAUUUGAACUUCAAA
Ochlerotatus camptorhynchus is the source of this 5703-nucleotide messenger RNA. RefSeq names its product Regnase 1 (gene Regnase-1). The record is from RefSeq and is a predicted model, not a curated record. Gene Ontology annotation, molecular function: mRNA binding; metal ion binding; RNA endonuclease activity. Gene Ontology annotation, cellular component: cytoplasmic ribonucleoprotein granule; nucleus. NCBI's taxonomy places the organism in Eukaryota, Metazoa, Arthropoda, Insecta, Diptera, Culicidae. The transcript is spliced from 5 exons. The coding region runs from base 1460 to 3730 and encodes 756 amino acids.